AUGGAUUUGAUGCAGUCUAUUAGUGGUGCCUCUGUAGUAGUUGGGAGAAAAGCAGUGAGAAGUGUUUCCAGCUUUCUUGGCAUAUCAUCGGAAGACAAUCAACUGGAAUUUUGGCAACAGCGAUUCACUUUAAAAGCCAGGAAUGGUAAACUUGCACCGUCACUUGUUAAUCUGCUUCCAAAGCGUUUUAGACAUUAUGAAAUUGAAAAUGGUGGCAAUGAAGAAGAGGGAGAAGACGAAGAAACUACUUUUGGUGUCAAGGUGACCACUGCAGCCAGCACACCAAAUCAUAUCAAUCAAAAGGGUAAAGAGAAUACAGAGAACAAAAUGUCUUCAAAGAGCUAUUCAGAUAGCUGUGUGACGCAUUCAACAGGCCCUACUAAAAAUUUUAUGGUUACUGACACACAGGCUGAGUCAAGACGGUUUGUCUGUGUAAACAUACAUGCAGAUAAAAUGGACAGCUCAAGCAAAACAACUUCUAAAGAUGACAAGCAAGAGAAGAGUAAGAUAUCUGUUCGUUUUCACCCCUGUGUUGACAAAAGUGAAAAUAUGUGCAAUCGGGAAUCUGUUAUAAAUAAUCAUGAUGCUAAAGAUGACGACCUAGACAUUGUUGAUGUUGAGGACAAUAUAAUAAUACAAGAUACCACACAGGCAAGUGUUAUUGGAAAGGAGGACCAGACAAGUGUUAUGGGAGAGGAGUACCAGAGAGGUGUUAUGGAAGAGGAGGAUCAAACAGGUGAUAUUGGAGUGGAUGACAAUACAGGUGACAUUAGAGAUUACCAGAAAGGUGCUAUUCUAGUGGAUGAUGAGAAAGGUGCUAUUGGUGAGGAAGACCAGACAUGUGUUAUUGAUGAGGAGGACCAGACAUGUGCUAUUGAUGAGGAGGACCAGACAGUAGUUACAGGAAGAUUACGAGAAUGCACCAGAUGCGAAGGGCACUGGAAGAAACUAGAGGAGAUGGUCAGGCUGUCUAAAGAGUCAAUUAACAGACCAUUAGACACCCUCCUGUAUGGACAAGAUGCUUGGGAUUAUUACCAAAAGAUUGUUGAGAUGAAAUCACUGAGUAAACUUACUGCAGAUCAAGAAACAAGCACAAAACAAGAAAAACGCCCAAAAAGGUCAGUGGUCCCAGUGGCUCAAACGCAGCAGUAUAAGGACUUCAAGCCUGUCUUCAUAACUUUAGUCACCGUUGCACAGAUGUUUGUCUUCUCUGUUCUUUGCUACUUUGGGGGUAUUGCACCAAUUGGCAUAACGCCACAGCUGACUUAUGCAGAGGGAGUAAAGACAUUUAUUGGAACAGAAACAGUUUCAGUUUCUGUGUAUCCAAAUGUAUGGAUUGGACCAAAUGCAAGAUAUUGGAUAGGGAUUGGGGCUAUGUAUUCACCAUGUAUGCGUGAAGAUCAUGUGCUUCGAAUUGAAUUUGCUAAACAAGAAUAUGAUCCACAAGGACCACUUGGAUGUUGUGAGAUGUCGGGUAUCUUUAUACCGUACAUGCCACAAGUUGGUGCCACAGCAGCAGUUUGCGGUUUCCUUGGUGUCACAUUCAUCGAAAUAGUUCAGUCAAGAAAUUUAACGCAAUCUACUAUAACUGACUUUUUGAAAACACUACUGAUUUUAAGCGUAUUCAUCGUAUCGGGUACCUUGCCAUUUGUGGAUAAUUUUGCUCAGAUUGGUGGGUUCAUCGUCGGUGUGCUAGCGGGUAUCAUUUUUCUCCCUGGAAUUGACAGUAAGAAGAAAUAUGCUCAAAUACUUUUCUGUGUGGAGUUAUUAGAAUCAUUUAGUAAUAUGAUCUGCUAUCAGAUGAACUGUGCUUUACGUGAAAAAUCAAAUGUAUAA
Messenger RNA from Anneissia japonica, 1836 nucleotides. RefSeq lists its product as uncharacterized. The transcript has 6 exons. NCBI's taxonomy places the organism in Eukaryota, Metazoa, Echinodermata, Crinoidea, Comatulida, Comatulidae. Gene Ontology annotation, cellular component: endoplasmic reticulum membrane. Bases 1 to 1836 code for a protein of 611 amino acids. Gene Ontology annotation, biological process: regulation of protein secretion; regulation of epidermal growth factor receptor signaling pathway. The record is from RefSeq and is a predicted model, not a curated record. Gene Ontology annotation, molecular function: serine-type endopeptidase activity.